GACUUCCGCGCGCCGUAUUCAAAGUUUUCAUGCACAGCCUUUGUUAGCAGCUCUAGGCUGCCUUGUUUGUUUUUUAUUUUAUCUUGUAUUUAUUGUAAUAUACUAUUACGCGUUUAUUUAAAUCACUAUGGACUUCUUAGAUUCGCCUGUUUGUCCAAUAAGGCUACAAAACUCGCCGAGGAAAUCCCGGGGACAGAUUCAGAUUAUAUUUGGACCGAUGUUUUCAGGCAAAAGCACUGAGCUGAUGAGAAGAGUGCGCCGUUUCCAGGUGGCCCAGUACAAAUGUUUGGUGAUUAAAUAUGCCAAAGACAUCCGGUAUUCUGACUCUGGUAUGGCCACACAUGACAAAAACACCAUGGAGGCCGUGCCUGCCACCUGUCUGGGAGAUGUUCGAUCCGUUGCUCUGAAAGCCUGCGUCAUUGGAAUUGAUGAAGGACAGUUUUUUCCAGACACCGUGGAGUUUUGUGAGGAGAUGGCCAAUUUAGGGAAGACGGUCAUCGUAGCUGCCUUGGAUGGAACCUUCCAGAGGAAGCCUUUUGGGAACAUCCUGAACCUGGUUCCGCUGGCAGAGAGCGUGGUGAAGCUCCACGCCGUCUGCAUGCAGUGCUACAAAGAAGCGGCCUACACCAAGAGGAUAGGAACCGAGAAAGAGGUGGAAGUGAUUGGUGGUGCUGACAAGUACCAGGCAGUGUGCAGAAAGUGUUAUGGAGGUCUGGGAGUUGACAAAGAGAACAGUUCCUCUUGCAGGAAUGAAACUCCCCAACAUGUCCUGACGGGAAAACCCACCGACCCCAACGUUCCCCGGAAACUUUUCUCUCCUCUGCACCUUUGAGGGGAAUCAAGACUUAAUGCAUCAGUUAUUAAAAUCAAUUUUGUGAGCA
This is a messenger RNA of Girardinichthys multiradiatus, 881 nucleotides long. It is a transcript of the gene tk1, whose product is annotated as thymidine kinase 1, soluble. The coding region runs from base 128 to 832 and encodes 234 amino acids. The transcript has 7 exons. Gene Ontology annotation, molecular function: ATP binding; thymidine kinase activity. The record is from RefSeq and is a predicted model, not a curated record. Gene Ontology annotation, biological process: thymidine metabolic process. Lineage: Eukaryota; Metazoa; Chordata; Actinopteri; Cyprinodontiformes; Goodeidae.